AUGGCGGUGGGCGAUAACGCAACCAGCGACGAGAGUAAGGUAAACAGCGAGGAUACGGCAACAGAAAAUGUCGAAACUGCUGUGGAUACAAGUCUGAAGCUGCCAGCUGCGCCCACGAUUGAAGAGAAAGAGGAGGCACCAUUGCCAAAGGAAGAUGCAGAAAGAGAAAAAUUCGGAGAAAUGGAAGAAAAAGAAGAUUGUAUAAAAAGCGAAGAAACCGAAGAUGUUACGAAUAAAGCUGCUGAAGGAAAGUCCGAUGAGGAGACACGUGGCAGCAAGCGUCGUGCGUCAUUUGCAUUCAGUGAUGCCGGUGAAGAAUUUAAAGGGUUUGACCUUAUGAAACAUGAAGAUUUAUGUGGCGACUAUAAUAGAGUUUUGGAGCGGUUGGAAGCAGAAGUUCAAUCGGCCAUUAAGGACUUGAAGCCUAUUAGGAGUUUGAAGGUUUCCAUUGCUGCACGAGCAAGCAAAAGACCUAGACAGGAUACAGAUGGGUCCAGACCAUCUUCGGCAUUGUCAUCAAGGUCAGACGGUGAAUGGACAGAGUUUUCACCUCCGACGGUUACUGUUGGAAAUGUUUUACGGGCGGGCGGGUCGUCCGGCUCGGGCGGGUCGGCGGGCGUGCGCGGGCGGCGCUCCACGACGGAGAUGUCGUCGCCGCUGCUGCGCGUGCCGCUGGAGCGCGGCUGGCGGCGCGAGCUGGUGUACCGCGCCGCGCUCGACGCGCACUCGCGCCGCAACGCCGACAUCUACUACUACUCGCCGAACGGCAAGAAGCUGCGCUCCACCAGGGAGGUAGCAGAACACCUGGCGGGGACUGGUUUGACACUGGAAAAUUUUUCCUUCUUCAAGGAACCACUUGGUGUUGAUGAUCCCGAGAAAGAGAUUAUACGAGACGCCAAGUUUAUGCGCCGAGUGGAAUCUCCGGUGCCAGCGCCCCCGCCGACGACGGAGGGCAAGCGCACGCCAAAGCCCAAAGCGCCCAAAGGGGCCAGCCCCGAACCGGCAACACCAAAAUCGCCGCCCGCUAAACUCAAGGUCAAGUCUAUGGGAUCCCGGCUGAGCAACAACGGCACUCCGCCCGUCGCCAGUGUGCCCAAACAGCCACGACGCCUGCAGCCCGCUGCCGCCUCCGCCCCCGCUUCCGCUACCACUGCGACCGCUCCCGCCUCCGUCGACAACAACAACACCGCCGCCUGGAAGAAGCCAAGGGCGGCGGGCGCGUCUCAGCCGCUUCCGCUUCCGCACCCGCUCCCGCCCGCCCAGCCGCCGCCGCCUGCGCAAACGCUCCCGCCUCCGCCGCCCACGCAGCCGCCGCCGCUGCAGAGCCGGCCGCUGCAGCCGCGCGCUGAACCCGAAACUAAGCCGAGCCCGCGGCAGGUGGUGCAGCCGUGCUCGAUGUCGUGCGGGCGCGGGGCGGUGCCGUCGCUGGCGUGCGCGGCCUGCCUCUGCCUCUACCACCCGGCGUGCGCCGGCCUGCCCCACCACCACCACCAGCACCAGCCGCAGAACUUCCUCUGCAAGAACUGUAAGAAAUCGACAUCGCCGCCGCUAGAACCGCCUCCGUUGACGCACAAGUCAGGGGCGACAGCGAGCGCGGUGAGCGGAGUGGGAGCGGGAAGCGGGGCGGGUACAAGACGCACGCCAGCGCCCAUACCCUCACCCGUCCCAGUGCCCGCCAAAGUGCGGCCCGAUAAGAGGGUGCUGUUAAGAAUGAAGGUGGCAGGCGGUGGGGCGGACGGGUCCAGGGUGUGGGCAGUGGCGGCGCCGACGGCGGGUAGCGGAGCGGGCAGCGGGACGCCGCCGCCCGGCGUUAGGCCGACGCUGCCGCAGUCGCUUGCCGUCCUCAACGGCCGACGCUUCAUUGUCGUGCCCCGCUCGCUCGUGCACUCGGACCACCAC
This is a messenger RNA of Iphiclides podalirius (scarce swallowtail), 1899 nucleotides long. The record is from the annotation of a GenBank genome assembly. Lineage: Eukaryota; Metazoa; Arthropoda; Insecta; Lepidoptera; Papilionidae.